AUGAAGUGGGUCUACCUCCUCUUCGUGUCCUGCACCUACUACUUUUUUACUUUAGCAUUUGUAGCCCAGAAGGGUCCGGCAAACAUUCUCUUACGUAGUUCUCACAGACAGGGCUUAGACUGUGGAGAGCCAGGGAUGCCUUCAGCCUAUGUGUGUUCUGAUCCCUGCGAUAACUACACCACGCUUGUUGAGGCCUGGAGAAGCUUGGACCAAAUAAGUGAUGGGAAGGAAUGUGACGUUGAUAAAGAAGGCUGGUAUCGGUUUUCAGGUCCAGGUGGGGUAAGGAUACCAGAGAAGUGUGUGUCAACCAAUAGGUGCGGCACGGAUGCCCCUAUGUGGCUGAAUGGGACCCACCCGUCAAAAGAGGAAGGUAUUGUUAGUCACACAGCCUGUGCUCACUGGAGCAAUAAUUGUUGCUUCUGGAACACAGUGGUGAAGGUGAAGGCUUGUACGGGUGGAUUCUAUGUCUACAAGCUAAAUGGAACUCCUGCGUGUGAUCUGGCAUACUGCACAGACCCCAACACCACUGAUACAAUCGAGCCGGAAUGUGAUCUCGACUGUUCUACCCAAGAGGAAUGCCGACGUGUCAAUGGCACUUGGGGCUGUUACUGCAGACAAGACCUCAACAUUUCUGGUAUUGCCAACUUGCACCCUCUACUGAAAUGUGGAGCCAGUGACAUCACACUGUCUCUGGACAAGUGCCAACUGGAGAGUUUGGGGUACACUGGAGAGAUAUUUGCCUACUUCAGAGACAAGAACUGCAGUGGGUUUUUGAGGGCAGAUGAGAGCAACAAGCUGUCGGUGGUGAUCCCAACAUGGGCUGGAGCAUGUGGAACAACUCUGAAGAGAAAUGAGACUCAUGCUAUUUACAAAAACGUCCUGACCUUGGCCAAGCACCUCAUCAUCAGAGACAAUGUGUUCAACAUUGACUUUCAGUGUGCCUACCCCCUGGAUAUGAAAGUCAGUCUCCAAACAGCCAUAAAGCCCAUUGUCAGUGCUCUGAACAUUAGUGCCACUGGCUCAGGAAAUUUCCUAGUGAAAAUGGCUCUCUUCCAAGACCAGAAUUAUACCUCCCCUUAUGAAGGUUCCAUUGCUGUAUUGUCUGUUGAAUCUGUGCUCUAUGUGGGUGCCAUUUUGUAUCAAGGAGAUACCUCCCAGUUCAACCUACUGAUGAAGAAUUGCUAUGCCACACCCACUGAAGAUCCAACUGACCCCAUGAAGUAUUUCAUCAUUAGGAACAGCUGCCCAAACUUAUAUGAUUCAACCAUCAGAGUGGAGGAGAAUGGGGUGUCUACAGAAGGCCGCUUUUCAGUUCAAGUAUUUAUGUUUGCUGGAAAUCAUGACCUUGUCUACCUGCACUGUGAAGUUCAUCUCUGUGACGGUGUCAGAGAACAAUGUCGUCCAUCUUGUUCUGGAAUUCAACACCGCAGUGAAGUUACUAUCAAUACCGAUCAUGUUCUGGAUUUGGGACCUAUUGCCCGAAGAGAUUCCCCAUCUGUCCCUGUCACAAGUGGAGCCACCACCCUCUUAGGGUUCCUAAUGAUCUGGCCAGGGCUGUUGCUGUCUGUCCUUGGGAUUUUGCUGUUCCAUUAA
Trichosurus vulpecula (common brushtail) is the source of this 1593-nucleotide messenger RNA. RefSeq names its product glycoprotein 2 (gene GP2). Gene Ontology annotation, cellular component: cell surface; apical plasma membrane. Bases 1 to 1593 code for a protein of 530 amino acids. Gene Ontology annotation, biological process: neutrophil migration. The record is from RefSeq and is a predicted model, not a curated record. The transcript is spliced from 10 exons. Lineage: Eukaryota; Metazoa; Chordata; Mammalia; Diprotodontia; Phalangeridae.